Molecule: messenger RNA, 468 nt
Organism: Paramuricea clavata
Lineage: Eukaryota; Metazoa; Cnidaria; Anthozoa; Malacalcyonacea; Plexauridae
Source: the annotation of a GenBank genome assembly
AUGGCGGUCGGUAUUGGUAUUGAGUAUGCCACCAUGUUUAAGAAACUUCACAACGUCGGUUUCUCUCAUGAUGCAAUCUAUUGGGUAUUGAAUUACUUAACUGGGAGAAAACAGUAUGUUCAAAUUAAUGAGAAACAAUCGCAGGUAGUUGAUGUACAGUUUGGAGUGCCGCAGGGAUCUAUUUUGGGGCCUGUGCUGUUUAAUUUGUAUGUAAACGAUUUGGAACCAGAUUUGGAAUGCUCAUGCUAUCAGUAUGCCGAUGAUACGACCUUGUAUCGACAUAGCGUCCCUUCAAAGAUACAUGAAUGCGCUAAGAAACUUCAGGAUGCAAUGACUGUGCUUGAAAACUGGGCAGUAGAAUCAAAUCUCGCCCUUAAUGAGACAAAAACCAAACAAAUGUUAAUAACAACCUCGAAAAUGUCCAGAGUACACGGACUUGACACCGUUGUUCCUGAUAUCAGAGUCAAG